Molecule: messenger RNA, 784 nt
Organism: Pelobates fuscus (common spadefoot toad)
Lineage: Eukaryota; Metazoa; Chordata; Amphibia; Anura; Pelobatidae
Gene: IFT25
Product: intraflagellar transport 25
Exons: 5
Coding region: 103-516 (137 amino acids)
Biological process (GO): intraciliary transport
Cellular component (GO): centrosome; intraciliary transport particle B; cilium
Source: RefSeq, a predicted model, not a curated record
CAUUUCCGGCAGAUGCUCCCCGGUUACCUAGCAACAGCUUUCCACAAGCUAUUUCGCCGUUGUACUGUUUAUAUAUAUUGGUUGGUGCGGUAACUGGGAGCCAUGAGCAGAGCUGGGGACUUGUGUUUGAGUUCUGCGGGGGCCUGGGUGAAGCUGGCAACCUCCAGCGACGAGAGACACCCAGCAGAGCAUAUUGUGGAUGGGAAUCCAGAAACAUUCUGGAUGACAACAGGGAUGUUUCCACAGGAGUUCAUCAUCAGCCUCAAUUCUGUUUCAAAAAUCAACAAGAUUUCUAUACAGAGUUCAUCAAUACAAAGAUUACAAAUUGAAACAAGUAUGUCUAAAGACCCAAUAAAUUUUGAACGUUGUGUGGAAAAAGAACUUGAGCAUGUAGAAGGACAGCGUCAGACAGAGGAGAUUGCACUCUCUGGAAUUCAAGCUACCUAUUUGCGCUUUGUGAUCUUGUCCGGAUAUGACCCUUUUGUGGCCAUAUACAGUGUUUCAGCUGAAUCAUAACAUAAUCUUCAAAGUGUUCAAAAGACUAUUCUGUGAAAUAGAUUACGCCAUGAAGCCUGUCAGCCUCAGUCUUUUAGGGAGAGUAAUGCAAAAAAUGGCGACCAGAUGUUUGUUUUUUGACAGGACUGCAAACUGUGGUUACAUUAUUUUACAUUUGCAUAAGUGUAUGUAAUAUUUGUAAAUAAAUGAUUUCUUAUUCAUGCUUAUAUGUUGUAUUAUAUCGAUAGCUUGUAUUAAGACCUGAUAAUAAACUGGAUCUAUAAUGACA